CUUUUGUUUUUCAUUUUUAAAUACAAUUUUGUCUUUCAACUCUUUUAGUUUUUGUUUACUCGGAACCAAUUUAUGGAUUUUUUGAAACACCAGGAGAUAGUUUAGGAUCACCGAGUGAAUGGCUCAUUUUACCUUCAUUGGUCAAAAAUAAAUUAACCCAUGCAAAUAGCUUGAUUAUUAACGGUAAUGUUGAAGGAAAGGAUCAUCAAGCUAAUAAUAGUGAUUAUGUAAAGACCCCUGAGAAAAUACUCGAUCUUCCUGUACUGGAUCCGUUAAGUUUAUCUUCAAUGUGGCUAUUAACUAAUGAGCCUAGUGAUUUUAUUAAUGCAACUCUUAAUCGGGUUUCUGUUACUGGAUUAAGAACUUUUAAAGUUAAAGAUGUUGCUUCAAAUGAUUUAACUAAAAGUCUUUCAAUUUUGUUACAAUUUCCUGCACUCAAAGUAACAGGUGACUAUGAGAUUACUCACCAUUCUCGUCAACCUUUUUUACCCGCUCAAUCAGCUGGUAGAGUGUCCAAUGAUUCUGGUUCAUUCACGAUAAAAAUACCUAAUUGGUUUACAUCCUGGUUUGCCAAUGUGAUAAAUUACAGUUUAAUCAAUAGUACACUAACUAUUAUCAACCCUUGGUGCAAAAGUUAUCAUGAUACUGUUAUUCCUCAGUUUACUUCAAACUCAACAAGUUAUCAAUGUGAUUCUUUGUGUUACAAAGCUUUCAAUUCAAUUGCCUCAAUGAUUGUUAAUCGGGUUACCAGUGAAAUUGAUUCGCAUCUUUUGAAAUUGAUGAGUUUAUUAAUUAAAGAAGAAAAACCCAUUGAUUGGAUGCAUCAAUACAAUUUGGCUUUGAGCCAUCAUCAUUUUAAUCAAGAUAGGAGGUUGUCAUCAUCUUCAAUUAAUGAUAUCGUUAACCAUAUGGAAGAAGCGCAUAGAAGAUCAAAAAGACAAGUUCCCUGUAAGCCUGGUAAAGAAUUGGACGAAUACGUCGACAGUUUGUUUAGAUUUGCAGCUCGAAUCAUCAGAGUUAUGGAACCUUUUUCAACACCGAAUGCAACAAUUUACCUUCCAGAGUACAACAUCAAAGUAUUCCUAUACGAAGGAGGAGCAACUCGUGCUUAUUCAUUGCAGAGGAGGAAAUCGGCUUGGGUUCAUUGCUCAAAUGAAUCUGUAUCGUUGGGAUUAACGGUUGGCUUUGAAAAUUUGCGAAUCCGUUAUAAAUAUCGAGCAAUCCAUGACUGGAAACUGUUAUGGGAUGGAGAUUUUGAAGCUGAUUUACAAGAUACCAAAAUGCAGGUUCAAUUUACUCAAACAACACCCAAAGGAGAAGAGGAUUCUCAGGUACAACAGAGAGUUGACCGACUUCGCAUCUGGAGACUGGGAAAAGUCAGACUAAUCAUUCGUGGUUUGGGUAACUUGACUCAAGGAGUAGGCCUUUGGUUAUCUCAAUAUCUCAAUGACCCAUACAACCAAAAGCAUUUAAAUCCAACAUUGAGACGCCUUGAAGUGGAAGCCGUUUCCAUGGUUAAUGUCAUGUUAAAGAACUUCACUGUUCCAUUUUUUACAAUUAUCUAGUUUUUGUUUAUUGUUACUAAUUUUUGUUUUGUUUUAAUCAAUUUCCAAUUUUAAAUCUCAUUGCACUCAAUUUCAAAUGGCCAAGAUCAUCAACAUUGUUACCACCAUCAUCAUUUUUAUCCCUCCAAUGAUCCUCAUAAUCAUCAUCAUCUUCAUUCCAGCAGGAAACGAACUUUAUUUCAUCUUCUUUCUCUCUUUCCAUUUAAAUUUGAUUUGUUUUCUUCUUCUUCUUGUUGCAAUUUUUAUUUUAAAACUCAAAUUAAAAUGUAAAUAAAUCAUCUUCUCACAAACUGUAGUUUAAUUUUAAA
Molecule: messenger RNA, 1873 nt
Organism: Tetranychus urticae (two-spotted spider mite)
Lineage: Eukaryota; Metazoa; Arthropoda; Arachnida; Trombidiformes; Tetranychidae
Source: RefSeq, a predicted model, not a curated record